Messenger RNA from Funneliformis mosseae, 690 nucleotides. Lineage: Eukaryota; Fungi; Glomeromycota; Glomeromycetes; Glomerales; Glomeraceae. The record is from the annotation of a GenBank genome assembly.
AUGGAAAGCACUCCGAACAGCUUGGGAUGGGUCGAACCAUCACUGAAAUUUGGCACUGAAACUGUAAAGCUGGUUCGAUCCAUUGGUGUUGAUAGAACUAGUGUUGUUUAUGAAGGAAAGCACAAUGAUGUAGUUGUAGCUGUAAAAAUGGCGAGAAAGGCAAAUUAUCUUUCUUGUUUUGAACAAGAAAAUACCGCAUUGAAUGAACUGUCAGAUCUUAAUUCCCUUCAUAUUCCAAGGAUCCUUUUUAACAGUACGGAUGCUCUUGUUAUAUCUCAAGUUGGUGAGAGAAUUGGUAAUUUGCGAAAAAAAGAUAUUAAGGAUAUUAUCAGCACACUCAAAAAAGUAUAUUCACUUAAUUAUGUACACAGAGAUCUUCACUUCAAAUUUGCGGGAGCGUUAGAGUGUAUGCCGAAUAGCAUCUUGCAAUCAAUUGUCGAUGAGAAAAAUAUUGUUUAUGAACCAGAAGUUGAUUUGACAUGUUUGGUGCGUUCAUUCUAUUUGAUGCUCUAUAGACCACCAUUGGAUAGAAUUGCCUUUGAUGAAAAUGAUAAUAUCAAGAGUCGAGCACAGAUGAUGUUAAAUUUCUGGAUGAGUUGUAGACAUUCAGAUGUAUGGGAUGGCAUUUAUAACGCAAUAGAAAGCUUAGACUACGAUCUAUUAAUUCAACAGCUUGAAAGAUUGUUUUAG